Molecule: messenger RNA, 763 nt
Organism: Salvia hispanica
Lineage: Eukaryota; Viridiplantae; Streptophyta; Magnoliopsida; Lamiales; Lamiaceae
Product: ribonuclease P family protein / Rpp14 family protein
Biological process (GO): tRNA 5'-leader removal
Cellular component (GO): ribonuclease MRP complex; multimeric ribonuclease P complex; nucleolus
Molecular function (GO): ribonuclease P RNA binding
Source: RefSeq, a predicted model, not a curated record
UCAGAGCACCCUAAUUCCCUCUCUCUCUCUCUCUCUCUCUCGACUUCUCACCGGAAACCGCCUGCCGUCUUGCCUGCGCCGCCACGUAGCCGGCCUUUCCCUUUCCCUUUCAUCUCCGAUCAUCUCGUCUCUCUCUUUCCCUCACGAAACACCAUGGUAGGAUUUAAGAAUAGGUACUUGAUAAUGGAGGUUUUUCUGGACCCAAACAAAGAAUUUUCGGUGGAUGAACCUAUUAGGAUCACCUCGAAGAAUUUAUGGGAAGCAAUUGUAAAAAGCAUUCUUGUGAACUUUGGGGAAUGUGGUCUAGCGUCGGCCACAAAUUCUUCUAAAGUGAAGUAUGUGAAUCCAACUACAAAACAUGUCAUCAUUAGAACUUCAAGAGAGGACUACCAGAAAGUUUGGGCUGCAAUUACAAUGAUUAAGAGUGUGGGGCAUUGUCCUGUGGUUUUCAACCUCCUUGACCUUAGUGGAAGCAUCAAGGCCUGCAAAACUGCUGCUCUGAAGCUCGAGGAAUUGAAAUUUGAACAGUACAAGUUAUCAGCCGGUGAUCGCCUCACAGCCGAUGCUCAUAAGGAGAUGCAAAACUGCCUUGCGACUCUCAAACUCUUGGAACAUUAGUACUAAAUUUAUGCUUAGAUAAGAUGCGAGGCUAAGUAGUAGACAACAGAUAAAUUAUUUCCUUCUUUGUGGACCAUAUUUUUUCAGUGUAUUAGUGGAAUUUUUGAUACUCCAUUAAUGAAAAACAUUCCGUAAUUAAACUGCA